AAUAUUUCAGAACGUACUGGUCCAUCACCGAUGAAAGCUGUUCGAGUUGGUUGUAUGAACAUUGGUUCCUCUGAGGACAGCGAUUUUGAGGAUAGCGUCAAAGCAUUUGUUUUCAUAGAUUUAGCUAAAAAAUUUGAUGGACCACUAAGGUAUAUUGUCCAAUGGAAACAGCGGGCAAUGGUACGUGGAAAAGUUGAAGAAACCGAUUGGAUUACUGCUUCUGUAAGUGUUUUGCAAAAAAAAAUUGAAUCGCAGCCUUCCUUUAAAGUUGAAGGAAUGAUGCCAAACGCUCAUUACUGUUUUAUGGUAACUGCAGUUAGCCCAAGAGGUCGGGUUGGUUAUCCACUUACUAGUGAAUGGGCUGCGACUUUACCAUUAGGCGCUUCGUUGAAAUCACCGAAUGGACCAUUACAAAUCACGUCUAAAUUUGAUAGCGAUAAUGGAGUUUCUGCACUGGUAUCAUGGAAUCGUUUCAGUGAACGUAGCAGUUCAAAUGUUGGAGGUUCUAAAGAACCGCAAUUAGACAGCUGUUUUUUCAAAAUAGUAACAGCUAAUUCCAGUCAUCAACAAGUUACAAAUUUUGUUAUGGACAAUGGUUCCGGUUUCCUACUGUCACAUUUGGAAUUCGCAACCGAAUAUACAGUUGCAAUAAGUGCUUUAGACUCGCUGCCGUCUAACGAACAAGAAGCAACUGCAGCAUUGCCGUUGGAAGGUAAAUUUACAACAAUGGCAUGUAAUGAGGUUUUUGGACGAGGAAGCCUCAAUUGUGCACCAGAACCUGUGCAACAGUUGCAUGUUCAAGUUCUGCCAAACGGCACUGCAGAUAUUGCGUGGCGUCCGUCAAGCGAUCCAAAUUCAAUUUUGAUAUAUCAGCUAUUCUAUGAAUCUGUCACAAAAGAUGUUGGUUGCCUAGAGGAACCGGUGAAUACAUACUUAAAUGCUGCCGUUAAAUCAACGAAAAUCAACUUUCCGGCUCAUAAAGCUUGUGAAUAUUUGAUCCGUUUAACCAACUAUGACCUGAUUGGUCGUGACGCUGUGUCGGAAAUGCGCGUUUGGUACAGGCCUCAAGCUUUAGCACCAAACUCCAAUUUCUUAUUAAUCAUUAUCCCGGCUUCCGUAAUACUGUUCUUAGUUGUGGUACUUAAGCUUUCGUCAUACUUAUUCUGCCAGCAACAGAGUAAAAAAGUCACGUUGCGCGAGAAAGGUGCUAUACCAAUCUUGUGA
Messenger RNA from Enterobius vermicularis (human pinworm), 1224 nucleotides. The record is from the annotation of a GenBank genome assembly. Lineage: Eukaryota; Metazoa; Nematoda; Chromadorea; Rhabditida; Oxyuridae.